Messenger RNA from Penaeus monodon (black tiger shrimp), 1187 nucleotides. RefSeq names its product extensin-like. The record is from RefSeq and is a predicted model, not a curated record. Lineage: Eukaryota; Metazoa; Arthropoda; Malacostraca; Decapoda; Penaeidae. Gene Ontology annotation, molecular function: chitin binding. Gene Ontology annotation, cellular component: extracellular region.
AGCGACGACCCUCUGCAGUGGCUCAGAGAUUCCGUACCAGGUGAACCAGGCGAUGAUUACCCUAUCUUCGGGUGGCCGAUCCCUCAGACCGCCUUCACCUGCGUUGGCAAGGUUGCGGGUUUCUACGCCGACGUGGAAACGCGCUGCCAGGUGUUCCACGUGUGCAACAUCGACGGCUCGGGCAUCAAGUUCCUUUGCCCCAACGGAACCAUCUUCAACCAGGAACACUUCACGUGCGAGUGGUGGAACCAGGUCUCCUGUGGCGACGCCGAGUCCUUCUUCAACCUCAACAACGAGAUCGGUGUCGUUCCUCCCGAGAGUCCGUAUCAGCCCGACGGGAUCGCCGUCCGUCAAUGUGCCCUUCAUCGCCCAGACGCCUCAGCCUCCUCGUCCCGUUCUAACACAGACGCCCCGACCACGCCCACCACCCACGUUCCGCCCACAGCCUCCUCCCCCUGCCCAGACACCCGGCCCACCGCCCACGUUCCGCCCACAGCCUGCUCGCCCGGUCCAGACACCCCGCCCGCAGCUCCCCCGUCCCUUCCAAACCCCACGCCCGCCCACGCCAUUCCAGCCCCAACCUCCUCCACAGCAGACUCCCCGCCCACGCCCACCUCAGCCCACUACUUACCGCCCGCCCGCCAACCCCGUCACAGGAUACCCCGACGUGCCAGACCCCCCCAACGGCCUCUACCUAACCCCCAACUUCGGAAAGAGACUCAACUAAAAGGACUUUCUCGCUCUCUACAUGCUAGGCCGCGGUCGGACCCAGCUAGGACUCGCCCCCACCACCCCCGCCCCUAUCCUCACCUAUCCACCCCCCACCCCCGCCUCCUUGGAAGAGACUCACCUGGAGGGACUCUCACCUAGGACUUCUUCAUCCUUUAACCCCUUUGGAUCGGAACAGCCAAUCAGGACACUAAAGCAGGUUUCUUUGUGUUCCUGUCUAUUCACACCCUCUUUUAUUUCUUCAAUUUUUAUCCCUUGUAUUUUCUCUUUCCCCUCUUCUUUGAACAGAAAAAAGGGGAAAGGGUUCAUAUUUCUUUUGUAUAUGGAGAAAAAAAAACAGAUCCUUUGCAUAUGAACAACGUAUGUGUUGAUUAGAGAAGUGUAUAUUGGGGUGUCUGUCUAUGUAUGCUAUUUGAAUCUACCUUUUCUUUGCUAAAAUAUACAAUUUAAAUAUCAGA